This is a messenger RNA of Rubroshorea leprosula, 2906 nucleotides long. Lineage: Eukaryota; Viridiplantae; Streptophyta; Magnoliopsida; Malvales; Dipterocarpaceae. The record is from the annotation of a GenBank genome assembly.
AAGUAUUGAAAAAGGGCAGCAAACUUGUUGCUCGUUAUGGACAGAUGAAUUAUUCAAGUGGAAGAUUUGCUUUUGUGAUGCAACCGGACGGAAAUCUUGUAGCUUUAACCACAAGGUUCCCACUGAAUUCACCGUACCAGUCUUACUGGGAAACCAAAACUGCAGGCAAUGGCUUCCAGGUUAUCUUUAACCAGUCUGGCUACAUCUACAUAGAAGCUGAAAAUGGAAGCAUACUCAGCUACCUAGCAUCGAACGGAUCUUCAUCUAGGGACUAUUACCAACGAGCAAUCCUUGAAUAUGAUGGGGUCUUCAGAUAUUAUGUCUAUCCAAAGAACAAGAGCGUCACUGCUGGAAGGUCCAUGGGCUGGUCCUUUCUGUCCUACGUACCAGAAAAUAUUUGCACAAGCAAGCUACUAUAUUCUGGUGGUGCGGCUUGUGGGUACAACAGCUACUGUAUUCUAGGAAAUGAUCAAAGACCUAAAUGCCUGUGCCCACCUAGAUACUCAUACUCAGAUCCAUAUAAUGACACGAAUGGAUGUAAACCGGAUUUUGUCUCACAAGAGUGUGAUGGUCCUAGAGGCCAAGAUGCAGAUCUUUUUGGUAUCGAGGCUAUGAGCAAUAUAGAUUGGCCUUGGUCAGAUUACGAAUAUUUUUAUUCGGUUACUGAGGAUUGGUGCAGAAAUUCCUGCUUAGCUGAUUGCUAUUGUGCUGCUGCAUUCUCUCAAAAUGAUACAUAUUGUUGGAAGAAGAAAUUUCCUCUCAGGAAUGGAAGAUUUGAUACUGGUCUUGGAGGAAAGUCACUGGUCAAAAUAAGGAUAGGCAAUUCUACAUCAACAUCUACUACUGAGGGUUCAGGCAAGGGUUCAAAGGAGAAGCAUAAGUCAACUCUGAUUCUUGUUCUGGCUAUGCUCUUAGGUUUCUCAGCAUUUUUUAUCUUUGUUCUGUUGAUUGCAACUCUGUGGUUUGUUUCCGUCUUAAGAUGCAGGAAAACAAGCAUGCUUCAACCUUCCAGAGCAACCCAAGGCAUGAGUCUACAAAGCUUCACCUAUAAGGAGCUUGAGGAAGCUACGAAUAAAUUUGAGGAAGAACUUGGAAAGGGUGCUUGUUCAACAGUUUACAAAGGCAUUCUAGAUAUUGGUAAUAAGACUUUCAUUGCCGUUAAAAGAUUGGACAAGAUGGAGAAAGACCGCAAUGAGAAGGAAUUUCAAGCAGAAAUGAGUGCCAUUGGGAAGACAAACCACAAGAAUCUCGUGCGGCUACUAGGAUUCUGCAAUGAGGGACAACAUCGGCUUUUGGUGUAUGAAUACAUGAGCAAUGGAUCUUUAGCAUCUUAUCUUUUUGGGAAUCCAAGGCCCAGUUGGUAUAGAAGAACUGAAAUUGCUUUUGGAACUGCAAGAGGGGUUGCUUAUUUGCAUGAAGAAUGUAGCAACCAGAUAAUACACUGCAACAUUAAGCCUCAAAAUAUCCUGCUAGAUGACUCCUUGACAGCAAGAAUUUCAGACUUUGGAUUAUCAAAACUUUUGAAGACAGACCAGACACGAACUGUUACAGAAGUAAGGGGAACAAGAGGAUAUGUUGCCCCUGAAUGGUUGAUUGGAAAGAAGCCUGUAACGGUCAAGGUUGAUGUUUACAGCUUUGGAAUUCUGCUGCUAGAGCUCAUUUGUUGUAGAAGGAAAGUUGAGCAAGAUUUAGAGGAUGAAAAACAAAGGGUAUUGGCUGAUGGGGCAUAUGAUUGCUAUGAAGAAGGGGAACUAUAUCUGCUAGUUCAGGAGGACGAAGAGGCAAUGGAGGACAUUAAGAGGGUAGAGAAGUUUGUAAUGAUUGCCAGCUGGUGCAUUCAAGAUGACCCAUCACUGAGACCCACUGUGAAGACAGUGUCACAGAUGCUUGAAGGAACCAUUGAAGUUCCUCAUCCUCCAGUCAAUCCCCACUCAUCAGUUUAAUUUAUACCCACCAAAGCCCCAUGAUCUGUUAAUAUUGAAGAAGUGUACUCAAUAUUGUUGGCCUUUCGGAUUCAUGGGGUGAUCUCUGUUUAUCUUGUGAGGCUUCUUCUAGAUACUUUAGUUACAGGAAACCUGCAAAGCCGGCUUUACAUCUUGCAGCCAGCUCUUCAAGAAAAAUAGAAUGUGUAGGAAACCUACAAAGUCGGCUGUAGAACUCUAAGCUGGCUGUACAAAGCCAACUCUAUACUUUAAGCCGGUUGUGCUGACAAUUCUACAAUUUGAAAUUGCACGUCUUGCAGAGCAUUAAAUAACCCCCAAUGGCUAGAAACGGCUAUUUUCGAGCAAGGGGUUAUAAAUAUGGUUGGUAGUAGAUCUAAAAUAAGCUUAGAGAGUAUUGUAUUGAAUAUCUCUACCUAUCAACUUGUGCUUUAACUUGAGUAUUUAAUCUUUAAGUGAUUUUUGCUUGUAAUCCUCUUUUUGUUCAAUUUUGUGAGUGAUCUUGAGGAUGUGAUUAUUCAUUCAAGAGUGAUUUGUAAAGAAGAUUGUUUGGGUUUAUCUUGUAAAGGGGUGAGAUUUGAGAGAAAUACUUAUCUUCUUGUAAAAGGAUUGAGUGGCUCCUUUAAGCCACCCUUGUUCUUGAUAGUGGAGAGUGUGGAGAAAAUCCUUAGUGAGUGAAGCCAAGCACUCAUCCUUAAACCCUUUCUAAAUUCUUCCGAAUUCCUUUCUGUUUUCAUCAGUCAAUCUGCCCCAAACACCCAGAUUACCUUACGAAGAAGGCGAGGAAAAGAAUCAAAGAUGAAUUUUUCUCUGGCUAACCUAAGAACAAAGAAAGGUGAUAAUUAAUGGAAAUUUAAAGAACCAAGCAAUACCCUUAUAUUGUAUCCUUAAUUCUGAAGCAAAACUCCCUAUCUACAGAUUCCCCUUAUUAUAUAUUGAAUGUUGACUAAUCAAACAGCCAAUCUA